Dryobates pubescens (Downy woodpecker) is the source of this 1349-nucleotide messenger RNA. Its product is annotated as gastrula zinc finger protein XlCGF17.1-like. The record is from RefSeq and is a predicted model, not a curated record. The transcript has a single exon. The coding region runs from base 89 to 1141 and encodes 350 amino acids. NCBI's taxonomy places the organism in Eukaryota, Metazoa, Chordata, Aves, Piciformes, Picidae. Gene Ontology annotation, biological process: regulation of cytokine production; regulation of immune system process; negative regulation of transcription by RNA polymerase II.
ACCCAGGCAGGAUUUGAGGGUUUGAGGCCCUGGGAUCUGGUGCUUUCAUCUUCCCUAUUGCAGAGCUGUGACCCCUUCCUCCCACAGUAUGGCCUCACAGAAGGACCCAGACAAGAGCUGGGAGGAGAAACAGCACCCAGAGAUCAAGUUGGAGCCAGCAACAUGCAGCCCCAAGAGAGAGGAGGAGGAAAAUGAUUACAAGAUGGAGGAUGAUGAUGCUGAGGAGAAUGAUGACUAUGAGGAGGAUGAGUAUGAAGAGGAGGAUAACAAUGAGGAUGAAGGUGACCAGGAUGAGGUGGAGACGGAAUGUAUGGAGGAGGAUGAAGCCAGAGCAGGUCCCUCAGUGCCACCCAUUUGGCUGAAUCAGUGCCCUGAGUAUGGGAAGAGCUUCUCACCUGGCUCAGAGAUGAUGAAGCACCACUGCCUCCACUCUGGCACCCGGUCCUUUGUCUGUGGUGACUGUGGCAAGAGGUUCAGCUGGAACUCUGAGCUCAUCCGGCACUGUGUCACCCACACUGGAGAGAAGGCUUUCACCUGUGCUGACUGCGGCCAGAGCUUCAGUAGAUAUUCCACCCUCAGUCGGCACCGCCGCACCCACACCGGUGAGAGGCCAUACAGCUGUGACGACUGUGGCAAGAGUUUCACUCACAGCUCUGCCCUCAGUCAGCACCGCAGUGUGCACAGCACUGAGAAGUCCUUCACCUGCAUGGACUGCGGAAAGAGCUUCAAAACCAGCACCACCCUUGCAAUCCACUACCGCAUUCACACUGGAGAGAAGUUGUUCCCCUGUGGUGAGUGCGGCAAGAGCUUCACCACGACCACUGAAGCCAUGCGGCACCAACUCACCCACAGUGGUGACAAACCAUACAGCUGUGCUGACUGCGGUAAGGCUUUCUCCCGGACCUCUAACCUCACCAGGCACCGUCGUGUGCACACCGGAGAGAAGCCUUUCACCUGCCCUGACUGUGGCAAUAGCUUCACCUGUAGCUCCUAUCUCACCCAGCACCGCCGUGUGCACACCGGUGAGAAACCUUUCACCUGCCCUGACUGCGGCAAGAGCUUCAACCAGAAGGGAAACCUCAACAAGCACCGCUGCUCCAACACCAGAGAUCAGCCUUCACUGGAGGGGAGGCAUAAAUAGAUCCACCUAGAAUCUGUUGGGAUAAUCGUGACCCCUCUGAGAGGGCCUUUCCAGCACCCAAAUCACCUCUUUCUCCUAUGCAUUUCUCAGAGGCUGGGGGCUCUGGCAGGAACAAACACCUCCUGCCCUUCUGAACACCAAUUAUUGCUAAUGAGAACAAUUACAGUGUUGAGUCAGCACAGCUGGAGCUUCCAGUGGAGCUGGGCUG